AUGCACGCGGUACCCGAGCGGGUGCUGGCGAGGCAGGUGCCGCGUGGGGCUGGUAGCCUCACCGAGGGCAUUCCCGGCCUGAAGCACGCUUGCUUAUGGCCUUUGGAGAUCCUGAGGCUGGUUUAUAAAUGGUUUCUACUAAUAUACAAGAUCAGCUAUGCCACUGGAAUCGUAGGGUACAUGGCUGUGAUGUUCACACUUUUUGGUCUUAACUUAUUAUUCAGAAUCAAACCAGAAGACGCGAUGGACUUUGGCAUCUCCCUCCUCUUCUACGGACUUUACUACGGGGUGCUGGAGCGGGACUUUGCCGAGAUGUGUGCGGAUUACAUGGCCUCGACGAUCGGG
This is a messenger RNA of Pelecanus crispus (Dalmatian pelican), 345 nucleotides long. Lineage: Eukaryota; Metazoa; Chordata; Aves; Pelecaniformes; Pelecanidae. The record is from RefSeq and is a predicted model, not a curated record.